Aspergillus terreus NIH2624 is the source of this 1107-nucleotide messenger RNA. Its product is annotated as DUF3431 domain-containing protein. The transcript is spliced from 2 exons. The record is from RefSeq and is a predicted model, not a curated record. Bases 1 to 1107 code for a protein of 368 amino acids. NCBI's taxonomy places the organism in Eukaryota, Fungi, Ascomycota, Eurotiomycetes, Eurotiales, Aspergillaceae.
AUGAUUUCCUCACGCCGGGCCAUUCCCCUCCUCGGCCUGGCUUUCUUCGUCUGCCUUCUGUACACCGUCAACAGUCUAUCGCGACAAUGGCGACGGGUACCGCAGUCAGUGGGCCUCGGGGAACUCGUCGCAAACCCCUCUCCCACCCCAAGCGGUCGCUUUAACAUCACCAAGGGUGACGACUAUGUCACGAAAGAACCCUACGCCCCCCGACCGCACUACGCCCCCGGGGUCCCGAAACCCCCGGGGGCGACAUAUACGAAGAUGCUGGUGGUCCCCCAGGCCGACCUAGAGGACACCACGUGGAUUGAACUCGAGCUCCCCCGACUGGCAAUCGGCCGUUUCGCCUGGCAUAACGAUGAGAUCUUUGACGGGAACGCGGCGGAGAUGCUGCGCCGGCUGAACCCGGCGCGCAUCAUCCGCGAAGGAUACAUGAAUCUCCGCUGCACCUGGGCCCCCGGGUGUCCCGACUGGUUGCACCCCGGCACCCUGGAGGAAGACGAGUCCAAGCAGGAGGAGACCAUGUUGGCGAAAUCGUGGGGUGAGAUCUUCCCGGAUCACCCCAUCCCGGACGUGCUCGCGCAGCCCUGCUGUGCGCAGUUCGCCGUCUCGCGUGAGCGCAUUCUGUCUAUCCCGAAGGCGCGCUUCGUCUACUACCGCGACUGGAUCCUGCGGACGGAACUGAGCGACUACAUCUCCGGGCGCAUCUGGGAGUACCUCUGGCAUGUGGUGUUCACCGGCGAGAACGUCGUCUGUCCGAAGGAGAAUGUCUGCUACUGCGAUGGAUACGGGAUCUGUUUCGGCGGCGAGGACGAAUACGAUGCAUACCGCGGGCUGGGUUUCCAGAAGAACGACCUGGAGGAGGAGCUCAAGCAUUGGCGGAGCCGCGCAGAGUCUAUUGAACUGGCACGAAUGCGAGGCACUCUCGGUCAAAGCAGCAAAUUGAAUGUCCCUGAGCCCGGCAAGGACAUCGAGUUGGAGGAAAAGAUUGUCGAAAAAGAAAGCUUGAUCGCGGAGCUAUUGGUGAAUGCCACCCUGCGCGGAGAAGAUCCAAAGGCAAGGGCAAAAGAAGCGGGAAGACCAUGGAAAGAGGGAGAUGGAUUCUGA